Cyprinus carpio (common carp) is the source of this 1469-nucleotide messenger RNA. RefSeq lists its product as uncharacterized. The record is from RefSeq and is a predicted model, not a curated record. Lineage: Eukaryota; Metazoa; Chordata; Actinopteri; Cypriniformes; Cyprinidae.
AUAACAACAACAAACACCGAAUUUUAUAUAUAUUAUCAGACCAACGAAUGCUGUUUCUACACUUUCACGCGCAGUCAUGCUAGUGGCGCGAAAACUAACGUACUCAAAAAUCUAACAAACUGUGUAAAGCGCUUUUAAAGAUACAUUCUGUUACUGUACAUUUAUAAGUAACACUUUCAAACCAUUUUAUGUCUAUAUACUCAGUCUCUUGUUAAUAUAUGAGCUAACCUAUUUUAGUCUUAAAUAUUGCCAAUAUAUAACAAACGAGUAAAUAUAAGUUGAACUAGCUUAGCUAUAUGGCUAAAAGAAAUGUGGACCACGAAUUAUCUGUCAUCACAAACUGAAACGGAUGAUUUUGACCUGUUUCCGCCUUUCGCAAGGCGAUCAAAGAAAGUGACUCGUUACAAUGAGGAGACUGUGUUACCUGUGCAGCCUCAACAUGACGAGACUUUCUGGAAGACAGCUGUGCCAAUAUCACCUGAGGACUUGUUCACAUAUGAACCCUUUCUUGCUUCAGCCCUGUGCUCAAAAUCACCUUUUGGGAUGGUGAGCAGACUUAAAAAAGUGAGUACAAGCCUGACUCAUGAGAAUCUGCCACAUCCUUCACAGCUGAUGUGUAGAAUGAGAAGAUAUCACAGACGACAGAAACACACUCCAAGUGUUCUGCAACAUAUAGGAGAACUCAGGAUGAAACAGCGCCAUAUAAAUGAGCUGAAGGGGGACAAAUGGUGGGGUGCCACAGCUGUGCCAAGGCCGGAAGACGGCAGCGGUUCACAGAAACUACCUGAGGGUGGAGAUGAGCAGCUUCUCGGUCCUGCAGCUGGUGUUAACUUCAGUGCUAUGCUAAUGGACAAUCCUGAUGUGACCAUGACGAUGCCUUAUGAAGCUGCUCCAUCACCGACUCUUCUGUUCUCAGAAUAUGAGCAGUUUCAUGACCUUGCUCCAGGAGGGAACCCCAUGAUGGCGUUUGUUUCGGGAACAGCCCAUAGAUCGCUCUUGAUGGCUGAUAAUGUGUGUGCUGCAGUCAAUUCUGGGACAUCUGAUAGGAUCCUCAGGAGCAAUGAUGAUACAAUGUCACUUUUUUACUAGUUUCUGCAGUUUGAGCCAUGUUGGCCUAUGAUUCUACAAUUUUUUUUUCUUUCUCUUAAUAUCUACUGUUGUUAAGUCUUAAUGCAGUUUUAUAUGUAAGUGCUUUUCCUGGUUGCAAAUGUUUUAGUGUUUAGUCUAGUGUUUAGUGUUAAUGUAAGACAAUUGGUCUAACAUUUCAAGUGUGUGAUGCUUGGUUUAUCAAUCUUAAAAAAAAAGACUCUCAGGACCAGACCAAAGUUCAGUUCUGCUUAUAGUCAUUUGCAAAGGAAAUGUAUAUUAAUGGAAAUACAUGUUUACUUUAUUGCCAUUUAUUAUUGUCUGUAUGAAUUAUAAUCUGCUUGCUAAAACAGGUAAAAAGAAACCUAAAUGAUAAAAUAAAA